Molecule: messenger RNA, 1473 nt
Organism: Callorhinchus milii (elephant shark)
Lineage: Eukaryota; Metazoa; Chordata; Chondrichthyes; Chimaeriformes; Callorhinchidae
Gene: tpd52l2b
Product: tpd52 like 2b
Cellular component (GO): cytoplasm
Source: RefSeq, marked provisional
AGAGAGAGAGAGAGAGAGACAGAGAGGGAAACAAAGGUCUAAUGUCCGAAAACAUGACUGAUGUGCCUGUGGACGCAGCUGCAUCUGUGGGUGCACUUGGAGGACUAUCUGAAGCCGAAAGUGAGGAGCUGAAGAUAGAACUCGUAAAGGUGGAAGAAGAAAUAUCAACACUUCGACAGGUGUUAUUUGCCAAAGAAAAACAUGCCUCUGAGAUCAAAAGGAAGUUGGGGUUGACUCCAUUUAAUGAGCUGAAGGACAAUUUUAGCAAAAGCUGGCAGAAUGUGCAAACGUCUAACGCUUAUACAAGAGCAUCUGGAACAGUUGAAGAUUUGAAUAAGACAAUAACUCAGUCUGAAGUAUACAAGAAGACUCAAGAAACACUUUCUCAAGCUGGACAAAAGACGUCUGCUGUUUUUCUAAACGUUAGCUCAGCUAUUAGCAAGAAACUGGAAGACAUGAAGAACACACCGACCUUUAAGUCAUUUGAAGGCACAGUUGAAAAUUUAAAGUCUAAAGUUGUUGGAACUGAAGAAAACACAGGUGGCUUUAAUUCCCCUCCUGCUACAAGUCCGAAUGCAGAGAUGAAGUCUCCACAGGACAGUUCCCCCUUCUGAGCAAAGCUGGUCUAUUCACUCCAUUUUGUUUAACCUUCUCAAUCUACACAAGGGAUUUUAACGCAGUCACACACCACGUAUAUGUAAAUACACUUAUGGUUAUUCAAUGCCCAUAAGGUGAAAACUUGCUUUACUGCUGAUCUCAUGGAAGUCUCAGAUAACCAUUUUGUAAUAUGAAAACGUUGAAGAAGAAUAUUGUCCUCUAUAGUUGAAUUUUUUUUCUCUCUCUUUGUAAAGCUAUUGCCACUAUUUUAAAACUAGCUUUUACUAACUUAAAACCUCAAUUCUGACGGUAGCAAACACCUGGGACACUAAUAUAAAGUCAGAGUCAUAUCAUACUAGCCUUACUUUGUUCUUUAAUAAUGCUUUUUAUACAAAAGGGCCAACUCUGGGACAUAAGUGAAUAGAAUUUCCAUUACUAUAGCAUGCGGAUGUGCCACAAACCUAAACAAGUGCUUAUUUGGAAGGUGAUUGGAGAUUUACUUCUGCUUUUGUGGAUGUCCAGUGGCACUGAACAUACAUUUAGUAAUUGUUAGAGACUGAAUCAAGUUGCAUUUUCUUUAAAGAGCUGCCAAAAAAAUAUUACAUGGUUACAGAUUAUGGUUUAUAUCCAGUGGGCUAUUAGGAAUGUAAAAAUAAAUCUGUAGUGGACUUUAAUGGGACAAAACACAAUGUAGGUUUAGUUUGGAAUGCUUGAUCCAUUAUGGGUAUUUCUGUUUAAAACUGCUUCUAUUUGGGGACUGAAAGGGGUGUUUUGGAUAGUUCUAUUACAACUGUAUGACCGGGAUAUAAUUGUACAUUUCCCUUACUUUCAUUCAAUAGGAUGUUCUCAAUUAAACACCAGUUAUUAAAGCAUUCC